AUGGCAAGCAAGCUUGAACCUUGUUCAAUAGGUAUUUUACUCGGCUCAACUGAAGAUUGCCACAAGACUACUUACGCAAGGAAAGUUGGAACCAAUAAGUUGGCGGCUCUACCGGCGGACGACGUCGAACUAAUUGUACGAAGGAGCGGUUUAAAGGCAGAAAAUGAUAGCGUUAUCUGUUUUCAUCAUGAAAUGGUUUAUUUACGCAAGUAUGAAUUUUUGCAAAAAAGUUGUUGUGAUCCCUUUGAAAUGCAUCCAACAACGGCAAGGAAAAAGUCCUUACGCAUAAUAGAUAUUGCAAACGCGGACAAAAUUAAUAAACUCGUUGUGAAAGAUAUCAAGCCUGGUCAAAAACUGUGCCCAAAAUGUUCAUCUCAUCUUGGAAGCAUCGAUGAAAGUUGCAUCGAAGAAGAUGAAGAGUAUAAGCCUGAAGUUGAGGACGAGUUACAUAAUCUUGCCGCCACAUUUAGCUCCCUUGGUUGCACUCCAGUUAAGACUAAAUUCGCACAGAGAGACCGUGCGGUGUAUGCCAAACGAAAGGUUAAAGAAGCGCAGACGGCUAUUACUGACGAAGUUGCUCGUAGUUUAAAUGUUGACUCCAAUGAACUUCAAACGUGUCAAAAGUGCACAGACCUUGACGCAAUUAUAGAAGGGAUCAAAGAAAAAUGCUCCACUUCAAACAUGGAAGCCACACUAAAACUUAUCACUCUUGCGCCGCCUUCUUGGACAAUAGAAAAAACCGCAAACGAGUUCGGUGUAUCUAAGUUCAUGGUCAACAAAGCUCGGAAAUUGAAAAAGGCGAAAGGAAUUUUACCCGAUAUAAGCCCAAUAAAAGCAAGGAAACUGUCGGAAGAAAGCAAAACGAAGGUCAUCAAUUUUUACAACGACGAAGAAGUAUCGCGAAUGUGCCCAGGGAAAAAAGACUUCGUUUCCGUUAAAAAUUCAGAGGGGAAACGAAUCCAUGUUCAAAAGCGACUCUUGCUUGCUAAUUUACGUGAACUGUAUUUGCACUACAAAGAAAAAUCAAGUGGUGAACACGUUGGAUUUUCCAAGUUUUGUGAACUUCGGCCGCGUUGGUGUAUUACCGUUGGAGCGAAAGGUAUGCAUUCGGUAUGCGUCUGCGAAUACCACCAAAACGUCAAGUUACUGCUGGAUUCUCUCCCUGGUCCAAAACUUGAUCAUAAAUCCUUAAUGACGAGACUUGUUUGCGAUGUCAGUGAAAGAAACUGCAUGCUUCAUCGGUGCGAGAAAUGCCCAGGUUCUGACGGUCUCAGAGAACACCUUCAGUCUGUCUUUUUGGAACGUUCAAUCGAGGAGGACGAUGAACUAACUUUCAAGCAAUGGACGCAUACAGAUGGCACACGACUUAUUACAAGACAGGAACUUGCGUGUGACCUCUUGGAGGAGAUCGUUUUGCAAAUUAACGCUCUAGCCAGCCAUAGCUUCAUCGCGAAGGCACAAGCAACCUACCUUUCACAGCAAAAGGAGUCGUUAACUCGAGGCACUGCGGUUGUUUUGCUCGAUUUCGCCGAAAACUACUCAUUUGUUGUUCAGGACGCUGUUCAAGGUUACUACUGGGAUAACAGUCAAGCUACACUGCAUCCACUAGUUGCCUAUUAUCGGAAAGAAGAUGGCAAUCUCGGUACAAUCAGUUUCUGUGUGGUCAGUGAUUGUCUGAAGCAUGAUGCUACAGCUGUGUACGCAGUUAUCAGCGUUAUCAUUGUUCAUCUCAAGGAAUUAAUAGUCCAGGUCUUUCGUUGGUGAGAUACUUCAGUGAUGGAGCCGCCAGUCAGUACAAGAACUGUAAAAACUUUUUAAAUUUAUGCUACCAUGAGGAGGAUUUCGGAGUGAAGGCGGAAUGGCAUUUUUUUGCAACAAGUCACGGGAAAAGUCCAUGUGAUGGUAUCGGUGGAACCAUUAAGCGUCUAGUCGCCAGAGCUAGCCUUCAAGCUACGACAGGGAAUCACAUUCUCAAUGCUAAAGAACUCUUUUCGUGGGCAAAAGCUAACAUUUCGGGAAUCGAAAUGCUUUUCGUGAGCACUGAAGAAAUUGAGAAAUGCGAAAUGGUCUUAGAGUCACGUCUGAACGACGCCAAAAACAUAGCAGGAACAAGGAGUCACCACAGUUUUGUUCCAGUCAAUUCUGAUUCUCUGCAAAUCCGGCGAAUUUCAGCAGAUGUGGAUGGAACAUCCGUUAAAGUAACAAGUUCGUCUCAGGCACAAACAUCUCAAUCGUUCACACAUGGUCAGUGUUUAGCAGCAGUUUACGACAAAGCCUGGUACCUGGGUGUCGUAGAAGAUAUAUCGCACGAAAAUGAAGACGUCCUCGUAAACUUUAUGAGAUCUCGUAAUCCCGGCACUACAAUCCACUCGUUCGUAUGGCCAUCAACACGAGAUGAAUGUUGGAUUCCUUUUGAGCAUGUGCUAUGUACCGUGCAAGAGCCGUUGCAGAUCACAAAGGGUCGAAUCAAACAAUACAAACUUAACAGUCCAGCAAUUGAGAUGAUUGAAGACAGCUUUAACAAAUUUUUAGAUUGUUACUACAAUUGA
Paramuricea clavata is the source of this 2549-nucleotide messenger RNA. The record is from the annotation of a GenBank genome assembly. Lineage: Eukaryota; Metazoa; Cnidaria; Anthozoa; Malacalcyonacea; Plexauridae.